This is a messenger RNA of Linum tenue, 1170 nucleotides long. The record is from the annotation of a GenBank genome assembly. Lineage: Eukaryota; Viridiplantae; Streptophyta; Magnoliopsida; Malpighiales; Linaceae.
AUGGCCAAGUCAUCAUUCGUGGUCAUGUUGGUAGCUUUGUUGGCGAUGCUGAUGGCCAUAGAGGCCGCACUUGCGGCUGAUAAGGGUGGCAGCAACAACAACAAUAACAACAACAACAGCAACAACGGCAACGGCAACACCAACAACAGCAACAACAGCAAUAAUAACAACAACAAUAACAACGGCAACAAUAACAACAACGGCAACAACAUCAACAUCGGCGGGGGAGGGAAGAAGAAAGGGGAGAAGGACUUCGACGACUUGCCCGGGGAAGGCAACGGCAGGGAGAAGCACAUGUGCCACGCCAAGUCCAAGUGCAAGAACAAGAUCCUCGUCUGCCCUCCAGAGUGUCCUUCAAAGAAGCCAAAGAAGAACAAGAAGAACAAGGGUUGCUUCGUCGACUGCAACCGCAACUGUGAGGUGGUUUGCAAGUAUAGGAAACCGAACUGCAAUGGGUACGGCUCACUCUGCUACGACCCGCGAUUCGUCGGCGGGGACGGAGUGAUGUUCUACUUCCACGGAGCUAAAGGAGGCAACUUUGCGAUAGUCUCCGACGAGAAAUUCCAAAUCAACGCACAUUUCAUCGGGACCAGACCACAGGGGAGGAGCAGAGACUACACCUGGGUGCAGGCUCUGGCCGUGAUGUUCGAAACCCACACUCUGGUCAUCGCCGCCGACAGAGUCCCGCGGUGGGACGACAAGGCGGACGCGCUGAUCGUGAAGUGGGACGGGGAGAAGGUCGACAUCCCCACCGGCGGCGAGGCCGAAUGGAGGACCGUCACCACUUCCGGGAGGGAAGUCGUGGUGGAGAGGACCGACGACGUGAACACGGUGAAGGUGACGGUGGGCGGGUUAGCCGAGCUGUCGGUGAGGAUCAGGCCGAUUGGGGAGGAAGAGAACAGAGUUCACAACUACCAGCUGCCGGAAGGCGAUUCUUUUGCCCAUCUGGAGACCCAGUUCAAGUUCAACAACUUGACCGAUGAGGUGGAAGGGGUUUUGGGGAAGACUUACCGGCCUGAUUAUGUCAGUCCGGCGAAAGUCGGAGUUCCGAUGCCGAUGUUGGGUGGAGAAGACAAGUACGAGACUCCGUCUCUGUACUCGACUUCCUGCAGGUUCUGCAGGUUCCAUAGAAGCUCUGCUGCUGCUUCUGCAGGAAUAUCUGAAAUCUAA